Heteronotia binoei (common prickly gecko) is the source of this 1230-nucleotide messenger RNA. Its product is annotated as phosphatidylinositol 3,4,5-trisphosphate 5-phosphatase 2-like. Gene Ontology annotation, molecular function: protein binding. The record is from RefSeq and is a predicted model, not a curated record. NCBI's taxonomy places the organism in Eukaryota, Metazoa, Chordata, Lepidosauria, Squamata, Gekkonidae. The transcript has 5 exons. The annotation marks the transcript as partial.
AAUGGAUCAGCAUCGACAAGGAUGAAACCGGAGCGGCCAAAGGGAAGCUGCCACCACCAGCACCGCGGACCAACCCGGAGCUCUCCAAGUCUUUUGGGAAAAAGCAUUCCUGUGGAGAAGCAGCAGGGGGGGCUGCUGGUCCCUCCGGAAAGCUCUUCGACGAUCUGGAGAAACCUGCGGCCCUCACAGCCGCCCGCCCGCCAGCUCCACACCGUGGCACCUCCAAAGACGAGGCCUCCCAGAGCAGGGUGAAGCCAGAUGCCACGCUGGACCCGGACAGCGGCCCUCUGAAGAACAGCUUCAACAACCCCGCCUACUACGUGCUGGAGGGGGUCCCCCACCAGCUGCUGGUCUCGGAGCUGCCCCCUGCUAGCCUGGCCAAGCCCCCAGCCCCCCGGAACAAAGUCCAGAUCACGGUGCCCAUCCAGCCGGAACACCGGCGCCCCCUGCAGCCCCUCUGCCGGGCCGAAGAGAUCUCAGAAGAGGAGGAUCCAGGCGUCCUCAACCUGCCGCCCCCGGACUUCCCGCCCCCGCCACUGCCCAAAUCGGUGGAGUUUGACAUGACCGAGAGUGCCUUGUACACAGCUGUGGGCGGCCGAGGGGAGGAGCCCGGGGCCGGCAAGCCCCGCCCCUCCGUGGCCUUCAGCGAGCCCUUGGAAGCCAAACCCCCCAAGCUGCACCCCAGGGUCACCCCGCCUCUCGGGCCGGGCUUCCGGAUGGAUCCCCCGAGCGCCCCGCCAGUCCCCGGCCCCCUCCUGGACGACCGCUCCUGCUCGGUGCUUCAGAUGGCCAAGACGCUCAGUGAGGUGGACUACCCGAGUGGCGGAGCAGCCGGGCUGGGGCGAGAGCAACCGGGCCGGCCCCCCGCCCACCCCCUGACCAAAGUGAGGCUGGACCUUCCCCACCGGUGCCUGCACCCCGACUACAGCCGCCCCAUCACCUUCCCGCCCCGCUCCAUCCGGGAGAGCAUCGAAGAGGACUUGGCAGAGGAGGCCGUGGGCCAGGACGGACGCAGCAGCUCCCGCCAGAGCGACUCCAGCGUGGGGGAGUGGCUGCGCGCCAUCGGCAUGGAGAGAUACGAGGAGGGCCUGAUCCACAACGGCUGGGACGACCUGGAGUUCCUCAGUGACAUCACCGAGGAGGACUUGGAGGAGGCUGGCGUGAUGGACCCCCUCCACAAACGCCUCCUUUUGGAGAACCUGAGGCUCAGGAAGUAGCCGAUCCCCCCCC